AUGCAAUGGAUCCUGGAAUCAGAUGAAACAAGCAAUGAGAGGACUAUUAGGUCCAAGAGUGUUAGAGGUGGGAAGCAUGCGAGGUUCUGUACUUCAUGUCUGCCAAUUUGUAGCUUACAAUAUGGCAAUAUGCAUGCAGCAUGCUCCAUGAAUUCUGAUUUUGCUACAAGUUUUGCUGGCUACCUCUCUUCUCCUCCAACUCCGACGUCACCGCCCUCUUCUUCAUCCCCCUCCCUUCUCCAACUGGCCAACCUGCCAACCCAACUCAACCAUUUCCGGCUCACAACUCACUGCGUCGACCCGGUCCCUUCCCAACUGGUCCGCCAAACCAUUCUCGACCUUGUCUUCAACUCGUCCUCGUCAAAAAACCUCCUACGUGCCAAGCGUGUCAAAGGAUUGGGUCUAAACGGCGCCGUUUUUAGCACUUAAAUAGAAAAGGUAAAGCCGGCCAUUAUCCAAGUGGGUACAUUUCUUGCAGCAUCCACUAUCCACAUGGUCGACUUGACCCGUAAAAUCGGUUUACCCACACCGUUUUCAACCGGGUCGGUGCUCAAUAAGUUUUGUGAGUGGGGUAUUUUUGGUGAUUUGAUUGAAGUGGAUGCGGGUUAUGAUUUUAAUUCGGCUUGAUCGGAUAUCAACCGGGACCGGAUUCUAAAACCCGGUGGGGUGCUUUUCGGGCAUGAUUAUUUUACCGCGGAUGAUAACAAAGGAGUGAGAAGUGCGGUGAAUUUAUUUUCAAAGCUUUAUGGGCUCAAAAUUAAACUUGAGGGGAAACAUUGAAUUUCUACUGGAACCGUUGGUGAAGAUGAGAUAAACCACAUAAAAAAGUGA
Molecule: messenger RNA, 831 nt
Organism: Argentina anserina (silverweed cinquefoil)
Lineage: Eukaryota; Viridiplantae; Streptophyta; Magnoliopsida; Rosales; Rosaceae
Source: RefSeq, a predicted model, not a curated record